Daucus carota subsp. sativus is the source of this 1640-nucleotide messenger RNA. Its product is annotated as putative serine/threonine-protein kinase. The transcript has 7 exons. The record is from RefSeq and is a predicted model, not a curated record. The coding region runs from base 206 to 1318 and encodes 370 amino acids. Gene Ontology annotation, biological process: protein phosphorylation. Gene Ontology annotation, molecular function: ATP binding; protein serine/threonine kinase activity. NCBI's taxonomy places the organism in Eukaryota, Viridiplantae, Streptophyta, Magnoliopsida, Apiales, Apiaceae.
AAACAGAAAAAGUGCCUAAAUGAAUAAAUAUUCAACAUACACAAACAAAUAAUCUCCCCCUAAACACACACAAAUUCUGCAAAGUCAUUAUUCAGAUGGUCUUUAGUCUUUACACAAUUCCACUAUUUCUUCCUCUUCAUCUUUCUUUUAAUCUCUCCGCACAAUCCUUGUAACUGUUUCUACUCUCUUGUCAAGCUCAGCUGACAUGAGUUGUAGCUGCUUCGGUGCCUCGUUGAAAAGGAAAAAUGAUGAUGAUACUCAUGUUCCAGGAGAAUUUGAGGGGCAUAUAUUCGGAAAUAUAAAAACUUUCUCAUACAAUGAAAUUAGAACAGCAACGGAUAAUUUUCACCCAAGAAACAAGAUAGGGCGGGGAGGCUUUGGAACUGUAUACAAGGGUAUUCUUAUUAAUGGAAUAGAAGUAGCGGUGAAGACACUUUCUGCUGAAUCAAAGCAGGGAGUGCGUGAAUUUUUAACUGAAAUUGACAUCAUAUCAAAUGUCAGGCACCCAAACCUUGUUCAGUUAAUUGGAUGCUGUGUUGAGGGAGCUAACCGAAUUUUGGUGUAUGAGUUUUUAGUAAAUAAUAGUCUUGAUACUGUUCUAUUAGGUUCAAGGAGUAAAAGCACCACAUUAGACUGGGAUAGAAGAUCUGCUAUCUGUAAGGACAUUGCCAGGGCUAUUGCUUAUCUUCAUGAAGAAGUUGUGCCACCUAUUGUGCAUAGGGACAUCAAAGCCAGUAAUAUACUGCUUGAUAAAAACUUUAAACCAAAAAUUGGAGACUUUGGGUUGGCUAAACUUUUUCCAGACAACAUUACUCAUAUCAGUACAAGAAUAGUUGGAACCACUGGUUACUUGGCGCCCGAGUAUGUCUUGGGUGGGCAGCUAACAAAGAAGGCAGAUGUGUACAGCUUUGGGGUACUCAUGCUCGAAAUAGUAAGUGCAAAACAUAGCGGAAAACCAACUCUGGGUACUGGAAUGCAGAAACUUUUAUUAGAAUGGGCUUGGCAGCUCUACGAAGAGGGUCACCUAUUAGAUAUGGUGGAUCCAGAACUGAAAGGAUUUCCUGAGGAUGAAGUCAUUAGAUAUAUCAAAAUUGCAUUUUUCUGCACGCAGGGAUCAGCAAGUAGGAGGCCAACAAUGGGCCAAGUUGUUGACAUGCUCUCAAGAAACACCAGGUUGAAUGAGAAGGAACUGUUGGCCCCAGGUUUUUCCCAAGAUAUGGGUGCACGUUCAUCUUCGAGGAACAAGUCAUCUGAUACCCCAACAAGCACUCAGAUGAGCUCUGUCCCCAUCUCUGUCACUCAAAUCACCCCUAGAUAAAACUCGAGUUUCCUUAUUUUGUAGACAAGAUUUAAAAAGGAAUUCGAAGGCAAAAAUGUGCUACAUAUGCCUACAUAUAUUCUAUUAGCUUGUGACCAACCUUUUGCCGCAGUUGAGAAGAGAGGAGUGGGGCAUACAAGUACAAGCCCCAUAAAGAUAUAGUUGAGGAUUGUCCACUGUAAUUAGGUUUAUAGGAUGCUUUGUUACUAGAUUAUAAUUUAUUGGUGAAAUUUGAAGGUUAAGUAAAUGAAAUUUGGAUUAUCUCCUUGGAACUGUAAAAUAUUGUUGUCAAUAGGAACUUUUUAUGAUGGCAUUGUAUUCA